Molecule: messenger RNA, 3740 nt
Organism: Ruditapes philippinarum (Manila clam)
Lineage: Eukaryota; Metazoa; Mollusca; Bivalvia; Venerida; Veneridae
Product: aminomethyltransferase, mitochondrial-like
Exons: 9
Coding region: 101-1309 (402 amino acids)
Biological process (GO): glycine catabolic process
Cellular component (GO): mitochondrion
Molecular function (GO): protein binding; aminomethyltransferase activity
Source: RefSeq, a predicted model, not a curated record
ACCUUGCUUGUAGAGCAGACGCUUGCAUUUACUCACAAAAUAAAUUUCUAUUUCAAUUACAGUUAUUUACUUCCAGAAUAUCUUUUACUCACGGAAAGAAAUGAUGUUUGGUUUCCCAGCUGCUCUUUUGAAACAUGGAUAUAUACAUGGUGUGAAACACUUCAAAAGAUUUGCAAGCACAAAACUGCUAAGAACAUGCUUGUAUGAUUUCCAUGUUGAGAAUGGAGGUAAAAUGGUACCAUUUGCAGGGUGGGAAAUGCCAGUACAGUACAAAGACUCGAUAUCAGAUUCUCACAACAAUGUUCGCACACAGGCAGGAAUAUUUGACGUCUCGCACAUGCUGCAAACGAAAGUUAGCGGGAAGGAUCGGGUUCAGUAUAUGGAGAGCCUUGUUGUAGGGGACAUUGCGGGUCUGAAACCUAACCAAGGAACACUGUCCUUGUACACCAACAACACCGGAGGUAUAAUAGAUGAUCUGAUUAUAAACAACACAGAUCAGGGUUACCUUUAUGUUGUCUCAAAUGCUGGAUGUGCGGAUAAAGAUUUGCCGCUGAUGAUGAAUCAAGCCGAGAAUAUGAGAUGUAAAGGUCUAGAUGUAAAAGUUGAUGUGAUAUGUAAAGGAUUGUUAGCUCUACAAGGUCCAGGUAUGGUAAAAGUGUUACAACCAGGUUUAAAUUUUGAUCUUAGUGAGUUACCAUUCAUGACGACCAGGUCGGCCACGGUUUUUGGUAUAGAUGAUUGUAGAGUAACAAGAUGUGGUUACACAGGGGAAGAUGGGGUAGAGAUAUCUGUGGCUACAGAAAGAGCCGCAGAACUGGCUCAACAUAUGUUAAACAGCAAGGAUGUGGACUGUCGGCUCACAGGGCUUGGUGCUCGAGACAGUCUCAGGUUGGAAGCAGGGCUCUGUCUCUAUGGUAACGAUAUUGAUGAAAACACAACACCCAUUGAAGCUACCCUGGCUUGGACAAUAGGAAAGAGAAGAAAAGAGGAAGGAGGUUUCCCUGGUGCUGAUAUAAUUCUUAAACAGAUAAAAGACAAACCAAAACAACGAAGAGUUGGCUUUACCUCAUCAGGGCCUCCUGCUAGAGGAGGCACAGAAAUCUAUGAUGAAUCAGGAGAAAAGGUCAUCGGCAAGGUCACCAGUGGAUGUCCUUCACCUACUUUGAAAAAGAACGUUGCUAUGGGUUACGUGGGGCCUGCCUUUUUCAAACCAGGAACCAAAGUGAAAUUUCUAGUUCGCAAAAAGAUGGUGGAUGCAACAGUUACUAAAAUGCCUUUUGUACCAACAAAUUAUUUUUUUGGAAAAUAAUCUCUUUAGAAUAUUUUUAAAUAAUUGUAAAUAGUAAAAUAUUGAUAUUAUGUGUAAACUGUCAUGAAUUGCAUGAUUUCCAUAUAAACAUAUUUGUUUUUUGGGAGGGGUUGGGGAUAAAAGAGUACAUAAAUAAGGAGAAGGUGCAUGUGUUAAUUGAUUCGGGUAGGAUAGGGCAUUUGCAAACUAUUUGGUGCAGUCAGUUUAUAUUAUGUAUUUACCAGUAUUAUUUUUAACUUUUUUGGUCAGUUAUAUUGUAUAAAAUGUUAUAACAUAUAAUUCCUUUUGUGACCCAUUCUGUGAGACAGCAUUGGUGUGAUCUUUUCAUAGUGAAGAAAUGGAAAGGUGGUAAUCAGUGUGAUUAAAUGUUUGAUAGUAAAUUGUGCAUUAUAUUAUCAGUGUUUAGAUUUAAAAAUUAGGAUUUACAAUUAAAAAACAAUCUGAUCAUAUAGACAUACUUCAGGGCUUUGCUUUAUGACACACUUGUAAUGUUGCUUGCAUUCAAAGGGGUAUGCCAAUGGUACAGCAAUAUUUAAAAACAAGACUUUACGGGCCGGCGCACAGUGCCACACUUAUUUAUGUGCUUCAUUAUUUCAAUCUUUAACCUCCUGAAUUAGUAUAAUUGGUUGGCCCUGCUUUUAAUUUGGAACAGUCCAUUCAAAAUUUAAGGGAUUUCAAUAUCAAAAUACAAAACGUGAGCCACUAACAGUAAAGAGCUUGAUCAGACUGCAACAAUAUAGAACCUGUUUGGACUUUGCAGAUGUUUAGACUGGUCAGGCUCUAUAAUGGUGGCAAAGGUUUAUCACUUGAGGUUACAGAAAGUUAAUGAUUUAUAAUUCUAUAUGCCUUAGAUGGCUUAUACAUUGAGCUCUGAUUUUUAGCUUGACUAUUAGAAGAAUAGGGAAUAGAGUUAUUGUACUCACCUAGGUGUUGACAUCACAUUUUGGUUAAGUUUUUGUGUGCAAGUUGGUAUUGCAAAGUCUACUGAGGGGAAUGGAUUGAAACUUCUGUUUGACAGCAUCAUUAGGAGGUCACUGUCCAAGACCCAUAAUUCAAAUAUGUAUUUUGACAGAAUAAUGACCUUUUAGAACUUAGAAAAAAUCUACAUUACCUAGAAUCAUUAUUAACUAUCAAGCACUGAGAAAAGUCAAGCACACUGUUUUAUUAUUUUCCAUUCCUGAUUUUAAGAAUUUAUUUUUUAUGGUUUAGAAAAGUGAAAUCCAAUGCUUUAAAUGUAUUUGUAUUUUGUAGACAGCAUUCAAAAGCUGAACUCUAAAAAUUUUAAAAUCAAUAUUCAUUAAUAGUUUUUCCAGAUUAAUCAUUUACAAGGUGAAAUUUGUACAUUAAAUUUUCUUUUUCUAAAGAUUUUACUGAAAAUUAAUCAUGAAUAAUUACUGUACCUAAGUAUUUCAUGUUUUCCAGUAAUAGUUAGGUUUGUGAUUUUUAUUUGAUGUCAAAUGACUUGGUACAUGCAUAAAAUGUACAUUUUGAGUAUGAUAACACAACAUGAGUUCACUGUCACACGUGGCAUGUGCUGAUGUUGUCAGUGGCUAAAAUUUUAUUAAGACAAAAAAUAGAUAAACUAAUAUCCAUCGUGUAUCAGGGUAUUUCUUACUUAGAAAGCACGUCUCAUACAUGUACAAUAUUUGAAUUGUUAUUGAGUCAUAUUUUGUAUUGUUGUUAUGAAGUAUACAAAACAUUAAGGGGACUUCAUAACAUAACCACAAUUCCUCAAACAAAUGGUUUGGGGUUUUUAAGUUUUUUUUUCAGUGUAUGUAAGAGGAAUAAAGUUUACAGUUACACAAGGUUUGUUUGGAAAGUUUGUAUAAUUUCAUAAUAUUCUCAACAAUCAGGGGAACUUUAUAUAUUUUAAAACUUUAUAUUCAUAGACUUCAACAUCUUUUACAUUUAAUCUGUAAAAUUCAAUUCUAUACUUCAGACAGUUGUAGGUACUCAGACAUCAAAUUUCAACAAUACUGAUUGAAUAAUGUAAGAUAAUGCCCAAUUAUACAUACUUUCUGAACACCCCUCAUUGUAUAUACAAUAUAUAUAUAUAUAAAAUUGAUCUGCAGGUAUACUUAUCUGUUUGCUUCAUAUUUCACAAAAUCUCUAUAUCUAUAUCAAAUAAGAUCGGUUACAUUAUAUAUUGAAAAUCUAGUCACUGUUGAAUCCAAAUUAAUUCAUUUUUUACGUUUUAUAUUGUUAUAUUGAGGUGAUGUGUGUGCCUUUGUCAACUAACUUAUACUCGUAGGUCUAAUUUACGUGUUUACACAUCUUCUCUUUUUUAAAGAAUGCAAAUGAAGUGUCAUCAUUUGUAUUAGUUUUUGCUUUUUGAUAUCUUUGAAAAAUUACUAAGGAAAUGAAUAUACUAUUGAAAACCUGUCUUAUAUGUAUAGUGUUUGUCUAAUUGUAUUCAAUUUUAAAUAAUAAA